AUGUGGUGGGGGGGCCGGGGCCGGAGUUUCAACAUUCCACCACAGAAGGAGCCAGAGAUGGGGUCCAUGCAGGUGAGCCGAAUGGAUGAGCCAAGGAGUCCACAGACUAGCAGUUGCCCAGCUCUUCGAUGCCUUCCAGGGGAAAGGGUCUUGGCUUGGGCACCAGGCGUGAGAAGGGGACUAGAACCUGAACUGCCUGGGACUCUGAUGUGUACCAACCUAAGAGUAUUAUUCUGCCCCCAAGGCUGGCAAGCGAGACAGGACUCCGUACUGAACAGUGACUAUGAUUUUUCUCUCAGCAACAUUGGCCGGUUGGAAGCUGUAAAUGGCCCAGGCAGGCCCCAGAUUCUUCGUCCAGGGUCUCUGCUCAAGUUCAUUCCUGAUGAAAUUCUAAUUCAUGGACGAGACUUCCGGCUUCUGAGAGUUGGCUUUGGAGAUGGGGGACUGGAGCCCCUUGCCUUUAGGGUGGCCAUGGCGAUUGUCCAGGCUAGAGAGCAGAACAGUCCAGCCCAACAUUAUGAAGGAAUGAUUCUGAGCAAAGCUUGUUGUGGUCUGGGCUCCAGGGAGCCCCCUGUGCCUCUCUUAGAGACUCCUGAGGACUGGGAGGCUGAACGGAGGAGGCAAGGGGCCAGAGGCUGGAGGGUCAGCACAGUAAAUGAGCGGUUUGAUGUAUCUACCAGUCUCCCUCGAUACUUCUGGGUCCCUCGACGGACAUUGGACAGUGAAGUCAGAAAGGCGUUUUCUCACUUCCAUCAGGGCCGUGGACCGCGCCUAUCCUGGCAUCACCCUGGAGGCAGUGAUCUUCUCCGCUCCAGUGGCUUUUAUGAAGCCAGUGAUCCGAACAGGGAGGAUAUCAGGGCAGUGGAGUUACUACUCCAAGCUGGGCAUUCAGAUAUUGUCCUGGUGGAUGCCGUGGAUGAGUUACCCACCCUUGCAGAUAUCCAGCUUGCCCACUUGAGGCUUCGGGCCCUUUGCUUGCCAGAUGCUACUGUAGCUGAGGAGAAAUGGCUUUCAGCUCUGGAGGGAACAAGAUGGCUGGACCAUGUCAGGUCCUGUCUUCGAAAGGCCAGUGACAUCUCAGUGCUAGUGACUUCCAGGGUCCGGUCUGUAGUCCUUCAAGAACAAAGUGACCGUGACCUCAAUGGCCUCCUCUCUUCACUUGUUCAGCUGCUCUCUGAUCCUGGAGCUCGGACCUUGCAUGGUCUCCAGACCAUUGUCCAACGAGAGUGGGUGGCAUCUGGACAUCCCUUCCUGACUCGUCUGGGAGGGUCUGGGGGAAGUGAGGAGGCCCCAGUGUUCCUUCUUUUCCUUGAUUGCCUCUGGCAGCUGCUCCAUCAGUUUCCAUCGGAGUUUGAAUUCUCUGAGUUCUUCCUCCUCGCCCUUCAUGAUAGUGUCCGGGUUCCUGACACCCCUACUUUCCUGAGAGACACCCCCUGGGAACGAGGAAAGCAGAAUGGGCAGUUCAGCUCUUAUACCCAGGUUUAUACACCAGGAUCUCCUCAGGCUCCUCCAGUUGGAGACCUUGUCCCCAGACCACUGACAGUAUGGGACUGGAGUCUGCGAUAUAGUCAUCAGCAGAUACUACAAUUCUAUAAUCCCUGCUAUGAACCACACCACUCAGAUUCCUGUUCCUCUAGAGAACAGCCAACUUCAGUGGCUCCUGGCCCUCCUCGAUCCAUAUUCCUUUUUUCUCGGGGGACUCUGACCCCACUGAACCAGCUUUGUCCUUGGCGGGAUGGUUUUUCCUCACUGAUGUCCUCUUCACGAUGGCUCCCUCGACACAAUACAUCCUCUGAUAGCCUGGCUGACCAAGAGUGGGGACUCCCUCCUCAUUGGGGGGCCUCCCCUUUGCCUCCGGGGCUUCUGUUACCUGGAUUCCUUGGGCCCCAGAUCAGACUCUGGAGACGCUGCUACCUGAGGGGACGGCCUGAGGUCCAGAGAGGUCUGUCAGCCCCAACAAUCUCUGGACUCUUGGAUGAGUUGGCCCUGCUCCAGGGCCUGCUGAGGACAUGGUCAUCAAGGUCAUCAACCAGUGAUCAUACGAAGACCAAAGACCCAGAUACUCCCCCGACUCCAUCUCGAUGAGAUGUCUGACCCUCUUCUUCCCCUUGAGUUAGACAGGGCAGAGGAAAACGGCUUCUUAUUCUAAGAUCAGAGGUUUCUUUGAUCUGACAGAUCUUCACUUUGCCUUAACCUCCACCCUCCUAAUUUCUCUAACUACCAAACAAGCUUAACAGGAUUCAACUUAUGU
Gracilinanus agilis (Agile Gracile Mouse Opossum) is the source of this 2251-nucleotide messenger RNA. RefSeq names its product myotubularin related protein 11 (gene MTMR11). The transcript has 17 exons. The record is from RefSeq and is a predicted model, not a curated record. Lineage: Eukaryota; Metazoa; Chordata; Mammalia; Didelphimorphia; Didelphidae. The coding region runs from base 1 to 2085 and encodes 694 amino acids.